AUGCGUCGUUCGGCUUUUUCAACAGGCGUUGUGCCUGCGAUUGCGGCAAUUUUGUCUCCAGCAGCCCUGCAGGCUUCUCGCAGAGGUGGGCUUGUGAUGCACACGCCAAAGUCGGAUAUUGUGUUGGGCCGCUUCAGUUUUAUGGAUCAGUACAACGAGUUUCGUAACCGCUCCGGUAGAGCCCCCGACUACUACGUGGAAAAGUACCGAGACACGUAUUGGCGCGUGGACGAGUACAUACGCCGAGCAGAGCACUACAUCCAAUCACAAGGAUUUUUUUAUCUGCCGACAUUAGAGUUUCCGUGGUACAGGGGCUGCUUGCCACUCUUCUCAUCGUACCAGAUUCGUUUGCAUUAUGGUCGCCAUCAUCGUGGCUAUGUAGAGAAGCUGAAUCAGCUGAUUGAGGGCACGCCGUUGUACGGAUCUAACCUGGAUGAGAUCAUCCUCCGCACACACGAUGAUGUGAUGCUCACUGGCGUUUACAACAAUGCCGCCCAGCACUACAAUCACUGUUUCUUCUGGAAGUGCAUUCAACCCUACGGCAGUAACAUUCCUCCUGACCUGAAGGCAGCUGUUGAAAAACAGUAUGGCUCCGUGGAGGAGUUUGAGAGGAUCUUCACGGAUGCUGCGCUGAAUCUGUUUGGUAGUGGCUGGGUUUAUUGGGUUUACGACACCCGUUUGGGUCAAUUUGAUAUACUUUCACUGUCGAACGCGGGAUGCCCGCUGACGAAUACGCAUGUUGUGCCGCUGCUGUGCGUCGAUGUGUGGGAGCACACGUAUUACGUGGACUAUGAAAAUAACCGCGCCGCAUUUCUUGCCAAGUACUUUAAUGUGGUGGACUGGCACUGGGCAGAGCGCCACUGGAAACGGGCGACAGGGCAGGAGUACUACGAGAUGAAGUUCUGGUAG
This is a messenger RNA of Trypanosoma cruzi, 909 nucleotides long. Its product is annotated as superoxide dismutase, putative. The record is from RefSeq and is a predicted model, not a curated record. Gene Ontology annotation, molecular function: superoxide dismutase activity; metal ion binding. NCBI's taxonomy places the organism in Eukaryota, Euglenozoa, Kinetoplastea, Trypanosomatida, Trypanosomatidae. Bases 1 to 909 code for a protein of 302 amino acids. The transcript has a single exon. Gene Ontology annotation, biological process: superoxide metabolic process.